AUAAUCAAAUGCAAAUCUUUAAGGCCACUUAUUGUAUCCUCUUAUUUACAUAAAUAGUAUCUCUUUCAAUAGACUGAAACGGCCGCUUAAUAGCGUUUUCAUGUCGGUUUUCACGUGUGUAAUAGCAUCGAUUAACUAUUUGCUAUAAAAAUUUGUCACAAAUUGAAAAGACGUUUUUACCCGAUCGUUUAUGAUCGCUACAGAAAACUAGCUCGAUGAUUGUAAAUGUUAAACACUUUGAAUAAUCUUAUAAUACGCGGAAUAUUAAAAUUUAAAAUUAAGGAUUAAUCAUUUAAUCAAUUUAACCUGUCAUCGAUAAAUCAGUGUACGGUCAUAGCUAGCAAAGAGUAUUAAAUAAAAAGGUUAUAUUAGAUUUUGAUACUUAAAUUAUCUGCAACCUUUUGAACGAGGACCACACAUAACACUUAUAAAAUUUAAAGCCACAAGAAUCGCCGUUUAAUUCUUUUUUAACUUUUGUAAAUGAAUACAUUUAAGUAAUCUUUGACCUAUGUUAAGUUCAUGGGAGUCACAGAAAUUAAAAUCUCAUUGAUUCAUUAUUAAAGUGUUCUUCGGUGGAAUAUAAUUAAAUUAAUUUGGAUAAAAGGAGCAGUUUGCACAGACGUUUUCUGUAAAAUAUGGACUCUUUAAAUCUAUCGGAAGAACAAAUCGAAGAAUUUAGGGAAGCAUUCAGUCUGUUUGACAAGGAUGGGGAUGGUACCAUGACAACGAAAGAACUCGGAACUGUAAUGAGAUCGUUUGGUUUAGAUCCUUCUCAGAAAGAACUGAUUGAGAUGGUAGCUGAAGUGGAUGUUGACGGUAAUGGUGAAAUAGAUUUUGAGGAAUUUCUUAUGAUGAUGGCUAAAAAGAUGAACGAUGUUGAUCACGAAGCUGAAAUUAAAGAAGCCUUUGAAAUCUUUGAUAGAGAAGGAUCAGGUUUUGUAACACAUGCAGAUCUGAAGCAUGCAAUGUAUCAGUUGGGAGAAAAAUUAACAGAUGAGGAAGUUAGUGAAAUGUUAAAAGAAGCCGAAACAGAAAAAGCAGGGAAAAUGACGUGGAAAGAGUUUUACACUAUAAUGAUGAAGGACGUAUGACAGCUAUUCUAACAGAGAAAAGACGAAACUGCCACUGAAUUUAAAGAUGUACUUUCAGGAAUAUCUAUUUAUUUAUUUAUUUCAUUAAAAUAGUCACGUGUUCAGAGAUAAAAUAGUUGUUCUCCGCUAGAAAAUUGUACAAGUUGCAAGGAAAACAAAACGGACCUUACGAUAUAAUGAGUGUAAUCAACUUAAAUGUUUACUUCUUAUCUAUUCUGUAACUUUAAAGACAUUCAGGGAUGGUUUUUAGAAAGCAUAAAAGCACAUAUGUAUGUUCUGUGUAUUCAAAAAGUUAGUUUUGUUUCAGUAAACAGUGCAAGAAUUAACACUUCUGUGAAUUAUCCUGUGUCUUUAUGUUGUAAUGAAUCAUUCUAUUUAUUUCAUUUAUAUUCCAUUUUAAAUAUUAACCUUUCAAGUGCCGAUAUCGAUGUAACUUAAAAACCGAACAAGUUUAAAAAUGUACAAACAUUUACAAAAAACAAAGCAUAUCCAAUGUCAUUGCACAUUCACAUUUCUUUCUGUUUGCUAUUUAUAUAAAUUUAUAUCAAUUUGGUGCUAUAAUAAAUGUCUUGUUAAUAAGUAUGUCUUUUCUUCUUGUUUUAUUUUUCCUGUUAAAAGCUGA
Messenger RNA from Ruditapes philippinarum (Manila clam), 1713 nucleotides. RefSeq names its product calmodulin-A-like. The record is from RefSeq and is a predicted model, not a curated record. NCBI's taxonomy places the organism in Eukaryota, Metazoa, Mollusca, Bivalvia, Venerida, Veneridae. Gene Ontology annotation, molecular function: calcium ion binding. The coding region runs from base 636 to 1091 and encodes 151 amino acids. The transcript has 6 exons. Gene Ontology annotation, cellular component: cytoplasm.